AUGUCUUCAAUUUCGUUGAACCCUAGAACCUCCAAAUACCAUGUCACCUUCGCCGGAACAACCAUCGAGACCACCGUCACCGACAAGGCCCACAUCGCCUCCGACUGGGUCCGCGAGAUCACCGCCCUCCACGGCACAAGCCCCGCGGUGGUCGGCCUCGAUGUCGAGUGGCGGCCCCAUCACGUCAGCUACAUGAGCAACAAGUCCGCUACACUCCAGCUGUGCAUCAACGACAAAUGCCUCAUCAUGCAGCUCUUCUACAUGGACCAAAUCCCCCAAUCAAUCAAGGACUUUCUCCUCAGCCCUAAUUUCACGUUCGUAGGGAUCGAGGUCGAAGACGAUGUGAAGAAGCUGAGGAACGAGUACGGGCUGGAUUGCCUCAAGAGCAAGGACAUUCGGGCUGCAGCUAAAGCCCGCUGGCCUUACAGGUUUAGGCGGCCCGGGCUGAAGGAUCUUGCGAAGGAAUUGUGUGGGCUCAACAUGUUGAAACCGAAGCAUGUGUGCAUGAGUAAUUGGGAGGCUAGAGUGCUCAGUGAAGCUCAAGUUGAGUAUGCUUGCAUUGAUGCUUUUGCUUCUUUCAAAAUUGGGCAUAAGCUCACUUUCGAGGUUUAA
This is a messenger RNA of Salvia splendens (bonfire salvia), 612 nucleotides long. RefSeq names its product Werner Syndrome-like exonuclease. Gene Ontology annotation, cellular component: cytoplasm; nucleus. Gene Ontology annotation, biological process: nucleobase-containing compound metabolic process. The transcript has a single exon. NCBI's taxonomy places the organism in Eukaryota, Viridiplantae, Streptophyta, Magnoliopsida, Lamiales, Lamiaceae. The coding region runs from base 1 to 612 and encodes 203 amino acids. Gene Ontology annotation, molecular function: 3'-5' exonuclease activity; nucleic acid binding. The record is from RefSeq and is a predicted model, not a curated record.